AUGGGAGGCUUUCUCACGUUGGUCGAGGAUCGACCUACACCCAAGGCGGUGUACAACUGGAAGGUGUAUGCAUCAGCAGCGAUGGCCAGUUUCGCGUCGUGCAUGAUAGGAUACGAUUCGGCCUUCAUUGGCACGACGUUGGCUCUUCCUUCGUUCAUGAGCGAGUUCGCGUUUAGCGAGAUGUCAUCCACCCAUCUAGCUCUUGUCAAGGCGAACAUUGUGUCAGUCUACCAGGCUGGUGCAUUCUUCGGCUCCCUCUUCGCAUAUCCUUCCGCCUUCUACCUGGGUCGCAAGCAGAGCUUGAUGAUCUUCUCACUCGUCUUUAUCCUCGGAGCUGGUCUGAUGCUGGGCGCAACCGGCGACCGCGGCCUCGGACUCAUCUACGCUGGACGAGUCCUUGCAGGCAUCGGCGUUGGAGCAGCAUCCAUGAUCACACCCAUAUACAUAUCUGAAAUCGCCCCGCCCGCUAUCAGAGGUCGCAUUGUCGGUAUCUAUGAGCUAGGAUGGCAAAUCGGAGGUCUGGUUGGGUUCUGGAUCAACUAUGGUCUUUCAGAGACCAUGGCUCCUAGUCACAAGCAGUGGAUCAUUCCAUUCGCAGUCCAGCUGAUCCCAGCUGGUCUUCUCUUGGUCGGUGCCUUCUGGAUCAAGGAGAGCCCGAGAUGGUUGAUGUCGAAACACCGUCGAGAGCUGGCACUAAAAAAUCUUUGCUGGAUCCGCAGCUUGCCUGCCGAGGACAUCUACAUCGUUGAGGAAGUUGCUAUGCUUGACGCAGUAUUGGAAGAGCAAGCCUCGACUAUCGGCGAGGGCUUUUGGGCUCCCUUCCAGGCUGCUGGUCGCGACCGUAAAGUGCAAUGGCGCCUGCUGCUCGGUGGCUUACUCUUCAUGUGGCAGAAUGGCUCAGGUAUCAACGCCAUCAACUACUACAGUCCGACGGUUUUCAAAGCCAUCGGAAUCACUGGCACGAACACUGGCUUCCUCACCACUGGCAUCUUCGGCGUAAUCAAGACAGUCCUCACCUUCGUCUGGAUGCUCGUCCUCAUCGACAACCUCGGCCGCCGAAAGCUCCUCAUGAUCGGUGCUGCCGGCGGGUCUGUCUGCAUGUGGAUCAUCGGCGGCUACAUUUUCACCAGACCCAUCUCCUCAGGCGUCACCUCCGACUCCCUCAGCUCCGGCGGCAUCGCCGCAAUGUUCUUCUUCUACCUCUGGACAGCCUUCUACACACCCUCAUGGAACGGCACGCCAUGGGUCAUCAACUCCGAAAUGUUCGACAACAACACUCGUGGCCUCGGCCAGGCUUCUGCAUCCGCCAACAACUGGUUCUGGAACUUCAUCAUCAGUCGUUUCACACCCCAGAUGUUCAACAACAUGGGCCCAAGCGGUAGCGGCGUAUUCUUCUUCUUUGCCUCGAUGAUGAUCGCUUCGAUUGUCUUUGUGUGGUUCCUGAUACCAGAGACCAAGUCGAUUCCUCUCGAGAGCAUGGAUCGUCUCUUCGAGAUCAAGCCAGUCCGCAAGGCGAACAAGAUCAUCAUCGAGGAGGACCGAGCAAGAGAAGCUGAGUUCCGUCAUGAUGCCGAGGGCGCGGGUCUGAGCGUUGGGAAGGAGAAGCUGGAGCAGGUUGAGCGUAUUAGUGAGAGGAACAGCGACGUCUAG
Fulvia fulva is the source of this 1650-nucleotide messenger RNA. RefSeq names its product Quinate permease. Gene Ontology annotation, biological process: transmembrane transport; carbohydrate transport. NCBI's taxonomy places the organism in Eukaryota, Fungi, Ascomycota, Dothideomycetes, Mycosphaerellales, Mycosphaerellaceae. The transcript has 3 exons. Gene Ontology annotation, cellular component: membrane. Bases 1 to 1650 code for a protein of 549 amino acids. The record is from RefSeq and is a predicted model, not a curated record. Gene Ontology annotation, molecular function: carbohydrate:proton symporter activity.